This is a messenger RNA of Dromaius novaehollandiae (emu), 1511 nucleotides long. It is a transcript of the gene PDRG1, whose product is annotated as p53 and DNA damage regulated 1. The record is from RefSeq and is a predicted model, not a curated record. The transcript has 5 exons. Gene Ontology annotation, cellular component: prefoldin complex. Lineage: Eukaryota; Metazoa; Chordata; Aves; Casuariiformes; Dromaiidae. Gene Ontology annotation, biological process: protein folding. The coding region runs from base 72 to 470 and encodes 132 amino acids.
GCGGGGAGCGCGGCGGACCGGGCCCGGCGGCGGCGGUUCCGGUCCGGCGGCGGUUCCGCUCCGGCGGCGCCAUGGCGCGGGACCCGGCCUUCGUGCUGCGCUACCUGGCCGAGGUGGAGGAGCUGGCCGAGGACGUGCUGGCGGCGCGGCAGCAGAUUGUGGACCUGGACGUGAAGCGCAACCGGAACCGCGAGGCGCUGCGGGCUCUGCAGAAGGACCCCGACCCCGACGAGAAAGCAAUGGUCUGCUUCGGGAACAUGUUCAUCGAGCUGCCAAAAUCAAAGACUAAGGAGAUGAUGCAGAAAGAUCAGGAGCAUUUGGACGAGGAGAUAAACAAGCUUCGGAAGGAGCUGCGCGGGAAGGUCAACCGGCUCUUCGAAGCCCAAGGUAAAGCUGAGCUGAAAGGAUUUAACCUGAACCCCAUGACGCCCGAGGAAAUGAAACUAAUCAAUCGCAUCCUGGAAGGCUGAGGUGUCGGUGGCAGCACCACGACCAUGUGCAAACAGCGUUGCUUAUCAAGGCAUAUUUAGGUUGUCACUCAUGGAAUUCAUACUGGUAUUUCAGUGGCCAACCUCCAGGACUAUUUUUUGGGGGAGAACAUCUAUAUUCCUGGAACCAUUCUCCCAUGGUAUUUACCUGGGAGGCACUGGGAAGCCUUAGGCUCCUCCAAUAGAAGGCUGCAGUUUCUUUGGAUUAUAAACCAUUCCUGCUUCUUGCUGGAUGAAGAUUGGAUGCUGGAAGUGUGCAGAGGAAAAUGCUAGAACACAGGCUCAUUCAAGGCAUUUGACAAACUGCCAUUGUUAGGGUGGAAGUGGGACUAUUAAAAUCUAAGAAACAGGGCAUUCCUAACAGCAUGCAUGUUUUGUUUUGGUUUUGGUUGUGUUGCUUUUUUUUUUUUUUAUGUAAUAUCUUCUGUAAUUUAGCUUCAGAGCUAGUUCAUUCUAGUGUCAGGAACAGGAGUAGGAGGGAAGGAACUGUGAAUCCACAGUGUGUCCGAAGCAUAAAGGCAGAGUUGUGUAAGCCUGUGGCAUUGGAACAAAGUAAAGCUAUACAUCGAAAACACUUCAAGAAUCCUUUUAAAGAUGUGUAGGGAGGGAUACAAGAAGGCAGAAUCGUUUUAGUCUCAGUGGGAAAACGUUUACUACUGUCAAGUUGGAAGGCAAGAGAGCAGGGAAAACAAGGCUUUCAAGACUAGAUGAAGGGAUAGAAUGCUUAAAAAAAAUUUUUUUUGACAUAUCUUUGGCCUGUCUUGUAGUAAAAGGGCAAUUGAUUUAACCAUUAGUUUGUUUCUUCAAAGGUUUUAGACUUUAUCUUCUGUACUACCCUAGUUAGUCUGAACUUGCUACCCCAGCACAAUUUAAGACUAUAAUUAGACUAAGAAAAAUUAAACAUACUUAGUAAUGGACUAAGUUGAGUUUGACUUCUUCUCUGUACAGGAAAGUUUCUGGGUCCUGACAAGCUCUUUCUUUUUGAACUUCUUAAGCUUCUAUAAAGAUUUUUUUUGAAUAGAA